Molecule: messenger RNA, 1033 nt
Organism: Drosophila obscura
Lineage: Eukaryota; Metazoa; Arthropoda; Insecta; Diptera; Drosophilidae
Exons: 2
Coding region: 101-691 (196 amino acids)
Source: RefSeq, a predicted model, not a curated record
UUUUCAGCAAGUGGGCAGCGCUCUUUACAUUCAGUGAAUAAAAAUUAAGUUUUUCUGUGAUUUUUUGCUGCUCUAAAAAAAAUCGAAACGUUCGUUCAUUAUGCAAUUUAUUACGAAUCAUCCUUUUGGCCCAAAUGGACCCUACUAUCGCCGUGCCUGUCUACGUGAUCGCUUUCCCAGUCUGCUGGAUGAGGUCGGUAACUUGGGCGACAGUCUGGUGUCCCAUUUGGGCAGCUCCAAUAUCGAGAACAUGAAUGGACGCCUCAAGCGGGGACGUAAGCAUACCAAGGAGGAAGAGUUGCAUGACGCCAAUGAGCUCUGUUUGGACGGUCCGUGGACCAUCAAUCAGACGCGGCGUCAGAAUGCGCGAACUAUGCAACGCGCCUGUGACAGAUACGCGCCAGGCUUGCCGCGCUAUCCGCCGGAAUGGGCAUCACCACAGCAGAGCACACAGCCGCGACGACGCAGUCGCAGCGUUCCCGUGCUGCCCACGGCCAAGCGACAGUCGGGCGAGCCCCCGUACGAGGGAAAGUGCGAUCAUUGCCGUCGCCAGGGCACCGAUGAUGUGCUGAGCGAUAUUAAGGCUCGCACCAUGGCUAAGAAGAUGUGUGAGCAUCGGACUCUCAGCAACCAGCACCAUCUGUUGCAUGUCCACCAUAACCGCAGUCUCAACCCAGCUGAGUUUCAAUGAGAAGAAAUGCCACCAAAUAUUCGUACGUAGAGAGCUUCCAACAUCUGCUUCCAAUUACACGAUACACUUGCAACGGGCGCUGGGGGCGAGGGGGACGGGACUUGCACUCACACACAAAUCAACGCGGACAUUUAUUUUCAUGUAGCCCCCUGCCUCUGCCACUUGGUGGCAGAUGUCAACGGCCAGCGAAAUAUGAGAAAUGGAUAGGCCCGCACCGAAGCGAAACGGAAUGCCUUGGCGCCUCAUGGUAGUUUGCUGCAGGCUAAGGAAUGAGGAAGUAACUGCAGACAGACGCGACAUUACAUAAGAAACACUUGAGUAUUUGUUGGAACACUAAAUGAU